GUCUUCUGUCACUUUUCCAUAAACGAACACUGUAACAUGGAGAUAUGGCCAUUGGGAAACACGCGAUGUCUGUUAAUGUUCACAGCGAGCAUCGGGGCUCUUAACACCCCCUUGUCAGAAGAUCAGCCUACUGUCAAAAGGCGCUAAAGCAUUUAGCCUCUAUGAAUGGGGCAGCCUACUUCCAAUUUAGUGCUGAAGACACCCAGGCCUCACAAACAAUCUGUACUUGAUGUAGGCCAUUUUAUUUGACUGGAAUUUUGCUUGGCAUGGCAUCUUUUCUUAGAUAUGACAUCACGCAAUCGACUACUCUGUGCUUCUCCAUCGCCGAGGGAAAGUAGAGCUCAGAGAGUGAUUACUACUGCCUGAAUCAGUCUUGUUUUCAUGGAAUGAACUGUCAGUCAGUGGAAUAUCAUCUCGCUUCUAGUCCAACACUUGCUAAAUGGUGAGUGGCUAGUCUGCCACACCCAGCCUGCGUUGCCAUGGACGCCUGUGCCCGUAUCCGAGGAGUUCCUCUCAGGACCAGAGCCUCCAUCAGGAAAGAGACGGUGCGUGACAGUGGGCCUCAGUGUGUGAAGAGCCUUCUGAGGAGCAGGAAGGAGCUGUGCAGCAUGGGACUGGAGCUACAGACCAGAGACACACCACGCCUGACUGAGAUCAAUUUUGUGUGUUUGCCUGGCCUCUCUGAAGGGGAGGAUCUAACUCUACAGGCCCUGUCGUCUCUCCCAGGGGACCUGGCAGAGCUCCUGAGGUCUCCCCACGUUACCAGUCUGAGGAACGAAGAGGUGCUGCUGCUGAAGGACAGCAGGAAACCAGCCGACAGGAGGGACUCUACUACACAGCAGUGCUCGAUAAAGGCGGUGUGUGUUGUAAGGCACAGCUCCAGCCCGAGUCAGGCCAUUGUUGGUGUGUUGGUGGGCCUGCUGGGGCGUUAUGCUGCGGGGGUCCGUUAUGCCCUGGAGCUCCAGGCCCUCCACAGGGGCACGGCAGAACCCUGCCAGCCCGAGGACGAUGACACCAACCAGUCUGUGUCUUCUAUCGAAGAUGACUUUGUCACUGCUCUGGAACACCUAGAAGAGGAGGCCACUGGAGAGAGUAUCAACGCCAAUGACUCUUAUCUCCAUGGAAACCACCGUGAUGUGGCCUCCCAGACAGUCCCUGCCCACAAGAGAGACAAUGACCUAUCAGGCUCCAGGAUCAUAAUCAGCUCUUCCCACAGGAUGUCCUCAACCAAUCGUAGGCCUCCUCCAGAGGUGUCCGUUACCGUACAGUGCUCCAGAAGGGCAGAUUCCCAGUGGACCCUCUGCAGCCCUAGAGCCCGGCUCCCCUCCCCCACACGUCCUGUCAGCGAAUCAGAGGAGUCGGACGGGUCCAGCCCUAGUCCAAUCAUCUUCCUAGAUGAGGUUGGCUACCAGAAAAGUCUCAAAGCGACACUGGACAUCCCUCAGAUCCCCGGGGGGCCGACGGACAGGGUGGAGGACUCUGACUCUGAGGUCAGCGAGUUCUUCGACAGCUUUGACCAGUUUGACGACCUAGACGAGUUGAGCUCAGAGAGCUGUACACUCACCUUGCCUUUAGACCCGACUUCCUCUGUUAUCAUUACCGGCCCAGACCAGAAGAAGAAGUACUCUGGUACUGGCAAGUCAGGGUCCAAGAAAGUGUCCCGAAGCUGUUCCACCAUGAACCCUCACCGGUUUGACCAGCGCACCCUCCCUGCGAAUGUGAAGAAGCCCACCCCACUCAGAAGUCCCCUCCCCCUUGGCUCUCCGUAUGGAUCCCCUGACUCCCCACGGCCGGCCCGGACCUCCUGUGAGGAAGGUGGAGGUCCUCUGUUUAGCCCCGUUAGCUCCUCAGCCUUCAGCCCACUCGGAGAUGGAGCUCUGGAUUACUUCUGGAAGACAGAGGGAGAUGGAGGAGAUGAAUCAGAGCUAAAGAAACCCCAGGACCUGUGUUCCCUCUACAAGACUUACUCAGACUUUGCCAGCAGUCUGUCCAAGGAGAUCCUGGGCUCCGUGUGUGGAUACCAGUCUCCCGUGGACCUCAACGACAACAAGAACCUGAGCUGUGUCUGUCACAAGGAGUUCCAGAACCAGUCUGGACACGUCAUGAAGCUGUCUGAGAUCCAGGAGACGGUGACUGUCUCCAAGCUGCAGCAGAAGCCCCAGUCUCUGAAGGACGGCAUACAGAGGUUCGCUACAGACUUGGUAGAGAUGAGUCUGGGCAGCGCUCUGAGAGACCUGCAGAAGGGAGUGUCCUCUUGCACCACCACCCUCUGCCACCUGGCUGCCAGACUCACCUCGUCUGUCUUCCAGAUGGCCUUCCAGGAGAUCGGCAUGCGCCGCGCCUACGUCCUGAAGGAACGGGCCAUCAACGGGCUGGCUGGGUUCCUGGUGGGAGAGGCAGUGUCGGGCGCUCUGAAGGACUUCCUGACCGUGAAGAAGCAGAUGUUCAACAGCGCCGUGACUCAGUUUGCCGCCGACCUGGCGGAGGAACUAGUGUAUGAGGGGAUGAUGGAAGUGUGUCAGUUCUCCCACCCCUCCACCCCCCUCACCCCCAGUGACUGGUCCUUCAGCGUGGGGGAGGAGGACGAUGAGGAGGUGGUGUCCUCCUAUGCCUCGGACCUCUCUGAGUCUGUCCUCCAGGAGGCUUUCAUCGAACUGUCCCAGGCUGAUGUGGCCUUCACCACCCAAGCAGCCAUCAGUGUCUCUCUGGACAACAUAUUCAACGUCAGCACUGACGAAACACACACUACCUGCAGUACUGCUGCUGACCACCAGCCUAACCCUGCCAAGGAAGGCCCAGGUCCAUCAGGGGAGGAUGGCUGUACUGUGAAGAAGGCUCUGUUCUGUGUGUCUGGGAUGGCCAGCUGUGUACCUGUCCCCCAGGCAGGCCAGGCCCUCUUCCACGACUCAGAAGAGAUCUGCCAGUGUAAGAUCAGCCUGGCCCACACCUCCCAGACCAGCCCCAAGAGGAGCUGCAGCUCAGAGAGCAGAAUGGUGACCACAGCCGCCUCUGAUGCUGCUACUGCCACACAGACUGACCUGCUGCCAAAGACCCCCUUUCACAACUUCUCUGGCAACAUGGUGGAUAUGAUAGUGAGUGAAGCGUGUGAGCUGAUGACUGCCACAAAGAUGAAGAAGAAGGUGGAGGACUGUGCUGACUUCCUUUCUAAAGCCAUUGUUGGUCGGGGACCUCCAUCCAGACAGGAGGGUACUGUCACUGACCAGACCUCCCACUCCUCUCUCCACCCUCAUUCUCAGAACCCAGGGAGAGUGACCUCCAGGACCAGCAGAGCUGUCUCAGAGACCCGGCCUGUGAUGAUGAAGGACACUCUAGAGAUUCCAGGGUUGGAGAUGGACAGCCGGGAAGGCAGGAAGAUGGCCUCCGGUGAGGAGAUGGUUCCCGGCACUGGUUGCAAGUCCAGCGGGACCCCUGGUACGCCCCCCUCCACCCCCCAGCAUCCCAACAAGGUGUCCCAGGAGAAGCAGAUCAAGCAGUUCUCCAAGAAGCUGAAAGGCAAACUGGCCAAGGAGUUCUCUCCCGCCACCCCUCCUCCCACCCCACACUACCAGCCAGGGCCUGAGCCCAAAGAGUCUCCCUCUGAGAUGGACAAGGCUGACUUCAUGCUCAAACUGAUGAGGUCUCUGUCUGAGGAGGCAGACGGGAAUGAGGAAGAGGAGGGUGGAGUAGAAGGGCUUAACUCUGGAACCGAGACAGGAAACUGUCCGCAGCCAGAACUCAACCUAUUGGUUGGAGGACACAAGAUGGCCGACAAGGGAGCCCUCCAUUAUGCAGAGUGCCUGGCGUGCCACAUCAUCUCCAUGGCGACAGAGAUGGACACUCUGGGAGGAGUGGAGGAUAGAGGUAGGAGGAAGGUGGAGGAGAGAAGAGACAGCGUGGCCCAGUUCUCGGAGCAGACCCUGAACACGCUGUGGAUCUACGCUGGCGAGGUCGCGGGAGAGGUGAUCAGUGACGUGAAGAGGAUAAUGGGGUCAGGACAGUGUCGUCAAAUAUCAGUCAAACGAGCCAGCCAGGACUGGUCAGGGGAAUGCCCUCACCACCACAACCAACUCCAGCCCAGUGAACACAGCAGGGGCUGCAGAGUGGGUCAUCUGCCUGAACAGUGGUCUGCUGACCUCCUCUCCUCUGUCCUCCACCCGUCAAUUUCCACAUCUACUGCCAGCUCUGGCCUGUCCUCUGACUACCCCAGCUGUGAAAGUGUGACAGAUGAGUAUGCUGGCUACCUCAUCAGGCUGCUGAAGAAAGAGGGAGGCAGCAGGGAGCUGGUCCUGGAUCAGUAUGCCAGCCGUCUGGCCUAUCGCUCCAUCAAGCUGGGCCUGGCCCAUGCUGCCCGCAACAUGAAGAAGAGACCCUCCUCCUCCUCCAGGCACCACUCCUCCAGGAGGCUCCACCAGGAUGGCUGCAGGGGGCCCAACGCUGAGCUGUCUGUACCCAGGGACGAAGCAGGGAGAGUGGGAUCUCCUUCCAGCGACUCUGAUGAUGGGAGCCAGAGGGAGUACAUGGAGCUGGUGAACUUCGCAGAGUCGUUGGCGUACAACAUCACCUGUGACGUCACACGCAAACUCUGUGUGUCGUCAGACCGACUACCCAAGUCCCUGACUGACUCGUGUCUGUAUCAGAAAUACAAGCUGGAGGACAUGGCAGAGAACCUGAUUAGGAACUCCUUUUCAUGCCCCCUGCUGGCCAACGAGGGAAAGGGCAGGCAGUACCACAGCACAGGUUGCCUGGACGACGACGGAGGCUACAGCAGUGGAGUCAUGCAGGUCAUGGAGCACUAUGCCAGGAAGAUAGUGGACGACACGCUGGAGAUGGGCCUGGCCUCGGCCGGACUCCCAGCCCAACAGGGUCCAGACAGACACGCCCACUCUGAGAGACCGUCUGAGGGGGGAGCAGUGGGCUCUGUGCUGGGGGAGACAACCUGCCGAUACUGCCAGGUCAUCGAGUGUCCGUUCUGCUCGUGGCCUAGCAGGCAGUACAUCCUUGGGGCAGGAGCAGGCCAGAGGAGGAGGCCAGACGGGGAGGUGGGGGUGUGUGGCCUGGAGAUCCCUGAGAUCCACAUCGAUCUGGACCGCAGGACAGUGUUCGCAGAGGAGAUCGUCACUACGGCAAUGGAGGGGGCGAAACGAGAGCUGAGCAACACCAGCCUGAAUGCUGACAGCGGGAUCGGACACGACGGGCCAAGCUUUGCCGAGACUCUGACCGCAGAGAUCAUGACGUCCGCGCUGUCCAAUGCAUGCCAGACUGCCAACCUCAGCUCUCCAGGCAGGGAGGCCACAGAGUCCACGGUGUCCCAGCAGCUCAGUCUGAGUGUGGGAGAUGACAGUCUGGGCAGCUGGUCCAACCUUAGCUUUGAGGACGAGCACCCCGACGAGACCAGCAGCUUCCUGCACCUCAGCGACAGCAAUGGGAACAGCAGUAGUUGGAGCAGCCUGGGGUUAGAGGGAGAGAUGUAUGAGGAGCACCUGUCCUUCACUCCUUCCGACAGCGACUGCACUGAGGACAAGGAGCUUGAGACCAAGGAUGAAUCCUGCGGUUCUGUGCGUGUGGACCGGGGCCAGGCUCAGGCUCAUAGGCUCCUCCUGGUGGUCAACUCGGAGCUCAGGGAGAUUACCUCUGACCCACAGCACAUGACCUUUGACCCCCAGCUCAGGAGCAUGCUGCAGUGGGCGGCGGCCUCCAUUGCAGACCUGCCAAUGGUUCAGCUGGGUCAUAGUGGCAGCUGGGACCUGCAGCAGCUGCCUGUGGUGGUCCAGAGGCUGAAGGAGAGGGAGUGGAGGGUGGGAGAGCUGCUCCAAGCCCUGCUGCGCUACUGUGAAGAAACCUUCACCCCACCCCAGUCUGAACCCAGAGAGGAGACACCCCAGGCGGGGAGAGCACUCCACCACACUCCCCUCUUCCAGUGGCUCCUGGAGCACGCCUAGGCUGACUACACUUACCCUCACCUCUCGUUCCUCUCUCCUCUCUCCUCUCCUCUCUCCUCUCCCCUCCCUCC
Oncorhynchus keta (chum salmon) is the source of this 6010-nucleotide messenger RNA. RefSeq names its product A-kinase anchor protein 11-like. Gene Ontology annotation, cellular component: cytoplasm. Bases 480 to 5939 code for a protein of 1819 amino acids. Lineage: Eukaryota; Metazoa; Chordata; Actinopteri; Salmoniformes; Salmonidae. Gene Ontology annotation, biological process: intracellular protein localization. The transcript is spliced from 14 exons. Gene Ontology annotation, molecular function: protein kinase A binding. The record is from RefSeq and is a predicted model, not a curated record.